Messenger RNA from Porites lobata, 3297 nucleotides. Lineage: Eukaryota; Metazoa; Cnidaria; Anthozoa; Scleractinia; Poritidae. The record is from the annotation of a GenBank genome assembly.
AGCAAUACUUUGUUUCGUAUCACUCUGCAGGUAUUUUUGGACCGCUUUGUCGAGCGUGAGAUACAGUCACUGUUGGUCCAUUGCAUUCAUCAAGACGAAGGAUGUGAUUGGAAAGACGAGCUUAGAAAACGAGAGGUAACACCUAAGCUUCUAUAUGAUGUUCAAAUAAGUCAUGAUGUAUACCCACUUCCAGCCCUACUGAGAAGGGCGGUCCCAGUCGGGUUAAUCUGUAGCCGUGAAACACUGAAAAGCGGUGACUCGUCAGGCAAAAAUAUAUUGAAACAUUUUCACCGUACACCUUGUCAUCUUGUCAUGAAAGUGCCAAGGUCGCUUUAUCAGAUUUUUUGUCUUGUCUUGGGUUUAUUGAUUCUAUUAUGGUGCUAAACAGACCACCCAUCUCAACCAUCGGCUUUACUGUUCAGAUAGACCCUCUGUGAUGCCCAUGCUUGUAUCAGCUGGAUUAUCUACGAAAUACGUAGAGAUGUAAAAUAUAAUAGACGAGAUAAAGUGGUUUUUAAUUAGGUCAAAGUAGUAUAGGGCGCAAGAUUUACCUAUGUGUAUUAUCCGCGCGUAAACUUAAGAACGUUACUGGAGGAAAGUAAUCUUCAAUUUACUCAAAGAAGUAUAUGGCGAAUUAUUUAAUCCUUGGUUUGGAGCAGAAACCUUAUCAACGUGUGUCAGAAUAUUAUCGGAAUAAAGCGAUUUUCAAUUUGGCUUAAGUACAUUUAGUAUAGUCCUUUUUCAACACGCUAAUGAAGUCUCAGCCAAUACAAAACAAAAUUACUUUAAUCGCGCGCGUCUUUCUUUUCUCGGUAUUGGCAACAAAACAUUUUCUCUGAGUUUUAGCUUAUAUAUUUUUUGGUUUUACAAUGAUCCUAGAUGGAAAGUUGCUGGUUCUACAAUACAAUUCUACGCGUAUUGUUUUAAAUUAUCGUUAUUAUUAUCUCGUCCAUUAUUGUCACAAUUGUCAAUUACCUGUUCUCGUGUGCUAGGAUCACGAGGCUGUGUGUGAGUACGUUCAAGUUCCAUGCGUGCAUUCAGGAUGCGGUGAACUGGUGACUAGAUCAAGCCUAGUGGAGCAUCUUGAGAAGUCGUGUCAAUUCAGAAUGGAAAAAUGUGACCACUGCCAAACUCUUGUUGAGUUUGCAUUUUUGGAGGUAAGAAUAACUCUACUGAAAUCGGCUGUUUAUCUUUAAGUUGUCCUCAUUUGGAACAGGAUCCUGAAGUAAUUUAUAUUUAACGUACUUUUACAUCUUACUUUACAACAAUAAAUUUCUGACGCUGAUUGACUCUUUGGAAAUUUCUUCAUGUCUCUAAGCUCCUACCGUCUUAAAUCGUCAGAAAUCGGUGCUAAUAAAAGGUCUCAUAAAUAUAAGAUCUUUUCACUCAAAUUAAUGGUCUUCAUUUAAAACCAUAGUAACCUGGUUGUUCAGAGCGAUCUCUAGCUUCAUGACUAAUACAUAAUUCAUUGUGCACAGGAUCACCAAGAAUCUCAGUGUCCCUCCGUUCCUGUGACUUGCACAGAAUGUGGGAGAAAGGACAUACGUCGUUCUCAGGUGAGUUAUGCUCCAAGAGGUUUUCUUCUUCCUGGUGCUGUGUUUUUACACACUCCUUGAAAUAAUGAUUCUAGAUUCAAAUUUGAUAUGCAACGCACGCUUAAAUGUGUAAACGGGUUCUUAACAGCUAGCCCCUAGACAGUAACACUGGAAUAAUACGUUUGAGACUUUACGUUGGCUUCUAUCUUUCUCACUCAGAUGUGUGCCCAUAUUGAUCCGGUAAAUGGAGACUGUGAAGAAAUACAAUCAAGUUGUCCAUGGACGCAAAUUGGAUGCCCUGAGACUAAGGUAUGCAAAUACCUGACAUUACUUCAGUUAGGAGGGGAUCGCUCAUUAAAUGGACCAACGUUGAAAAAAAAAUGACGCUGAUAGUUUUUUGCGUGAAUGGUCACCACACUUAAGGAGUUGCCAGUACUUUGCCUUGCCAGAGGAAUAUCAUACGUCAUACGUCAGUGGGACAUUUGACAUGCUUUUUUGUCUAGUACGGUAAACUCCUACUGAAAGGUCCUUAGAUUGUGCAGGUAAGAGAAGAAAAGAAGUCUCCGGAAUGCCCAAUACUAAGUCGUGAUCAAAGGUUCCUAAGAACCACUUUUGAAUCCGCUUGAAGUUUGACUGCAUGCUCCAAGUCAGCAAUCACUCGGACAUUUCUAGAAGGGCUGCGUGUUUAUUAAAGUUUCUAGGCAUUAAUACACUAUGUCGUUUUCGUUUUGUUUAGACUAUGAAGCUUCAGGAACGAAGAAUGCAUAAAGAGGAAAAUGCUUCCGGUCACUUGAUGCUCUUAUUUCAGACCAUAAUGCAGCUCUUCUCAAUGGUUGGGAAGACCAUGCGGGAAUCUGGACACGUGUCAAUGAAUGGCGUAAAUUUACCAAAACAGAAAGAUUUGGAACGCUAUGCUAAACAAGUUGAGAAUACACUGAAAGAAAAUGAAGAACUAAAAUCAAAACUGGCACAACAAGAAGAAAGAAUAAGGCAACUGGAAAGUUCUAGACAGAAUAGCUCAAACUCAGCAACAGCAUUUGAUUCAACGCUCGCCAAAGAGCUUUUACAAAGAAUAACUACAGAAGAAGGAAAGACGGCCAAUCUCGAACUUUUGCUCGUUGAAGGAAACAGAUUAAAUGAAGAACUACAGAAAAAAGUGACUACCGUAGCCAGGCAACAGGAGUGUUCGAAUGGAACAACCGAUCGACUACAGAGACAGUUCGAGUCCAUGAGUCACUCUCUAGCACUUCGUAAUGUUAUGCUGACAGAUUUGGACGAAUAUGUGAGGCAGCAGGAAGUAUCCAGCCACGAUGGAAUCUUGAAUUGGAAAAUCACCGAGUUCGCUAAGAAGCGGGAAGACGCCGUCUCCGGGCAACAGACGUCAUUUUAUAGCCCGUGCUUCUUUACCAGUCGCUAUGGAUACAAGAUGUGCGCGCGCAUCUACUUGAAUGGUGAUGGUAUUGGAAGAGGGACACACAUCUCGGUAUUCUUUGUUGUCAUGCGUGGUGAGUACGAUGCGUUACUCCGCUGGCCAUUCAGACAGAAGGUUACGUUCAUGCUGCUGGAUCAGAAUAACGUAGAACACGUGAUCGAUUCCUUCAGACCUGACCCGAACAGCUCAUCCUUCCAGAGACCAAGAAGAGAAACAAACAUCGCUAGUGGGUGCCCUACAUUCUGUCCCUUGUCGGAGUUCAACGAUCAUGCCUACGUCCGAGACGAUACUAUGUUUCUGAAGGUCAUAGUCGAUACGACGGAUUUAUAA